AUGCUGCACCUGGCCCCACACCUCAGCUCACCCCAUAGCCUGCAGCACUGGGCUGCUGGGGACACGGCUCCCAUCCCUCACUGGCUCCGUCCCAUGGGGUCUGUGGGCAUCGUGGCUGCUCUGCUCUGCUGCUGCCUGCUGGGCUCUGCCCAGGCUCUGGUGGACCCUGACGACGUUCUCACUAAGGAAGAGCAGAUUUACCUCCUGGUGGAAGCCAGAGAAAGAUGUCAGAGAGACAUCAGAGCUCAGCUGGAGAAGGUCAAAGACACCAACUGCCUCCCAGAAUGGGAUGGAAUCAUUUGCUGGCCCAAAGGCUCUCCCAGCCAGGAGGUGGCCGUGCCCUGCCCUGAUUACAUCUAUGACUUCAACCAUAAAGGCCGUGCCUACAGGUACUGCAGUGCCUACGGGACCUGGGAAGUGACCCUCAGCCUCAACAGGACCUGGGCCAAUUACACCGAAUGCGCCGUGCUCUUCUCCUCCGAGAGCCGGAGCCGUGAGAAGGAGGUGUUUGACCGCCUGCACUUGAUGUACACCACUGGCUACUCCAUCUCCUUGGCCUCCCUCAUUGUGGCUGUCUGCAUCCUCUCCUACUUCAAGCGCCUGCACUGCACUCGCAACUACAUCCACAUGCACCUCUUCGCCUCCUUCAUCUGCCGGGCAGCGAGCAUCUUCCUGAAGGACGCCGUGCUCUACUCGGCCACGAUGGGCAGCGAGGCGAAGCUGAGGGAGGAGGACCUGGGGGCAGAGCUGAGCCCCCCGCCGGGCCAACGCAGCCACCUGGUUGGCUGCAAGGUGGUGGUGACGCUCUUCCUCUACUUCCUGGCCACCAACCACUACUGGAUCCUGGUGGAAGGUCUCUACCUGCACAGCCUGAUCUUCAUGGCCUUCCUCUCCAACAAGAACUACCUGUGGGUCCUCAUCAUCAUUGGCUGGGGUCUCCCCGCUGUGUUUGUGUCCAUCUGGGCCAGCGUCAGGGCCUCCCUGGCAGACACACAGUGCUGGGACCUCAGUGCAGGGAGCAUGAAGUGGAUUUACCAGGUCCCCAUCUUGGCUGCUGUGGUGGUGAACUUCUUCCUCUUCCUCAACAUCGUGCGGGUGCUGGCCUCCAAACUGUGGGAGACGAACACGGGGAAGCUGGACCCCCGGCAGCAGUACAGGCGACUGCUGAGGUCCACGCUGGUGCUGAUGCCGCUUUUUGGAGUGCACUACGUGGUGUUCAUGGCCAUGCCCUACACCGAAGUCUCGGGGGUCCUGUGGCAGAUCCAGAUGCAUUAUGAGAUGAUCUUCAACUCCUCUCAGGGUUUCUUUGUGGCUUUUAUCUACUGCUUUUGCAAUGGGGAGGUGCAGGCAGAGAUUAAAAAAGCCCGUUUUCGGAGAAGCCUGGCGCUGGACUUCAAGCAGAAGGCGCGUGCCAGCAGCGCAGCAGGGAGCUGCUGUUAUGCUGGGCUGAUGUCCCACGGCACCACGAGCUUCAGCGUGAGCCUGGCAGGGCGAGGGCCGGGGGGCACACAGCCCCGGGGGCUGCUUCUCCCUGCCCGCGGCAGCCUGCCAGGCUACGCCCCCAGCUCCUGUGCUGCAGAGCUUUUGUCUCAUCUGACGCAGGAGAUGAGCCAGAAAACCUGCGGGGAAAACAGCUUGGGCUUAAAGGACCUGGAUGAGAAUCACCCGAAUCUGAACAGAGAGCUGGAGACGAUGCUGUGA
This is a messenger RNA of Centrocercus urophasianus (Greater sage-grouse), 1701 nucleotides long. Its product is annotated as parathyroid hormone/parathyroid hormone-related peptide receptor-like. Lineage: Eukaryota; Metazoa; Chordata; Aves; Galliformes; Phasianidae. Bases 1 to 1701 code for a protein of 566 amino acids. Gene Ontology annotation, biological process: adenylate cyclase-modulating G protein-coupled receptor signaling pathway; cell surface receptor signaling pathway. Gene Ontology annotation, cellular component: plasma membrane. Gene Ontology annotation, molecular function: parathyroid hormone receptor activity; G protein-coupled peptide receptor activity; peptide hormone binding. The record is from RefSeq and is a predicted model, not a curated record. The transcript has 13 exons.